Gongylonema pulchrum is the source of this 300-nucleotide messenger RNA. The record is from the annotation of a GenBank genome assembly. Lineage: Eukaryota; Metazoa; Nematoda; Chromadorea; Rhabditida; Gongylonematidae.
ACUCAGACACUUUAUUAUGUGGAUUUGGCAAGAGAUACCAUAGGGUACAUGUCUUUGGAUGGCUACAAAACAGUGCAGACAGCACAAAAUCAUGAUGUUCAAGGCACAGAAGGCAUCGCCGUCGACUGGAUACACAGUAGCUUUCGAGAAUCGUUUAGGAAUCUAUACACUUUACGUCAGCAUCAGUUGCAUGUGCAGCGCCUAAAUGGUCAGUACCGAACAUCGCUGUACAAGGGACUAUUUCGACUGCCAAGAGCCCUAGUCGCUUAUCCUCAGACGCGGUUUGUUUUUAAAGAUUAA